AUGGUAAAUAAAUCAGACUAUAAAGAAGACUUGACCAUUUAUGAAGAAGAUUUAGUAGGAUAUAUUGAUAGACCAAAAGGUGUAGAAUUUUCAACUAUUCAAGAUCUUGAAAAAGAUAGCAAUUGGUUAUUAUUUACAGGUAUUUCAUAUUUAGGAGCAGGUCUUAUUGGUGGAACCGUCGGUAUUAUAAAUGGUGUUUAUACACCAAACGUAGUUAUAAGUAGAUUCAAAACAAUUUUGAGAUCAACUCAUUAUUGUGCAUCACGUUCAUCAAAUAUUACCGCAUCAACUGUUUUCACUUUUGGUCUUUUUAAACGUAUUAUAAGUACUGCAUUCAAAAUUCAUGAAGAAGGUAUUAUAGCAUCAACUGUUUCUGGUGCCUCUGUUGGCAUUCUUUUAAGUGCCCCAAAAGGUUUUAUUAGAAGUGGUAUUUCUGGUUCAAUUGGUGGUGUACUUGGAUUUUUAUCAUCAUUAACAAGUAGAAGUGUUGUUACUAAAUAAAUAAAUAAAAUAAAUAAAUAGAUAAAAUAAAAUAUAAACUUUUUUU
Molecule: messenger RNA, 547 nt
Organism: Dictyostelium purpureum
Lineage: Eukaryota; Evosea; Eumycetozoa; Dictyosteliales; Dictyosteliaceae
Exons: 1
Coding region: 1-501 (166 amino acids)
Source: RefSeq, a predicted model, not a curated record